This is a messenger RNA of Amoebophrya sp. A120, 1776 nucleotides long. The record is from the annotation of a GenBank genome assembly. NCBI's taxonomy places the organism in Eukaryota, Dinophyceae, Syndiniales, Amoebophryaceae.
ACGGUCUGAGGCAAAUACAACGUUGACGACCCCAUAUACUGGGACAACGCGCUAUUCGCAAUUCAAACAGGAAGGAGAGUGGCUGCAACGAAUGAAAACACCUAUACAGAUUUAUCGCAGAACCCAAGUAGAGAGGACCACCGCUUGCUCCUCGAGCACUUCAUUGCAGUACAACAGUGCCGCUUUAAUUCUUUGCUCGGCAUAAUAGUGUUCACGUGACCACGUGUGUGUUGCUUUCUCUGUUGCGGUCCACACGUAGAAGAAACACCUGGACAAGUUUUUGUGUCUGUGAACUUGAACAAAAUCCUGCUGAAAAUAUACAUUUCUCGGUUUUAUUCGCACAAACAUUCGCUGCUGUUCCGUUCCGGACAUAGAAAAACGAAAGUUGGAUCCAGGUUUAUUUUUUCUUCCGUCUAGUCGCCCUACAAACUGAGCUGUGCAUGGCGACAGAAAAGUUCCAGUCAAUUUAUUACAAAUUUUUUUCAACAACAAACUGCACCCAUACUGCGUCGAAAAGCAAAGGGCUGUGCGGCGUUUGGGAAAAGAAGUUCCAUAUUGACAUUGUCAUUGCAAUAGUAAACUACAAGAAAAUAAAGGGACGUGAUUUAGAAGAAGUACACUUUCGUUUGAUUACCACGGCGACUGCACGAUAGCAUCCUGUCGCGCACGAAACACACGACAGCAGACAAAAUGGUUCUGAAGGCUAUUGGGAUUCCCGAGCACUUGGAGGUGCCCUAUCAAAUGCAAAAAUGUCUGAAGAAUGUAACUUGUCAUGCUGUUUUUGGACUCUAUAAAAAUUUGUAUUGCAUGACCAGCAAGGAAGCUACAAUUUGUGCUACGCGGGCAGGGCAUUUCUCAUGCGGAAAGUGCAUCAGGAAGGGUUCUAAAAAUCUGUGAUGCUAGGGCUUACAUCACAGACUAUCAUGGGUCAUGGGCAAUAUGCAUGACAAAUCUUGCAUUCCUCCAGACCCAAAUAUUUUUGCAUUUGAUAUGCCCCUGUACGUGGUGAUUGGGUUUCACGCGCUCGCGUUCUCCACGUGGGCCGUGUUUUUUGUCAAGGAUUUGGUGAAACCGCCGUUGCUAUGCGAUGGAAAGUGUGUCGUGCCGGGGGCAAGGUUUCUUUGUCAUGCGAGAUGAUGACUUGUUUUUACCAUUAAUGGACAAAACAGCUUCUUCGAUCUCCGAGACAACAUACGCAAUAAUGCGAAUAUCGAUUCGAUAAGUCUGUGGAAAAGAAUUUGUCAUGCUGCCACAUGUUUUUUUUGCGCACGUGUCAUCAACCAGAGGAAGAGCCUGACUGAAUGUGAGAUGAAUCAGCUACAGCAAGAACCAUCUGUAGCCAUAUUCUACCAGCCCCUGGCAUGUACUAGGUCUUUGCCGUGCAUAACCGCACCCGAUUCAGGCCGAGGCGCUGAAGGAGAAGAAGGGGCUGUAGAGCACGUGCAGAGCGGAAUCUGCUUACAUGGAAACGGUGAAGUAGAUGCGAGAGACGUGAUCGGCGUUCGACGCUAAGGGUAUUCUUCUUACUAGCCGCAGCUUGAUAACCACGACACCCCCUAAAGAUAGAUGAGCGACGUUCUGCAAGAAGAAAUGUUGAGAAGUCCAGAUGCAAAAAAUGUUCUUUGAAUCAUUAGUUUGAAAACCCACCAGAAGUUCCCCGACGAGAUUUAAUUUCUACUACUGAAGACAUGUACGUAACUGCAUUUUUCUGGUCGAGCUAGAAAGGCAAGUCGUUUUAGCCGGCGAAGACCGAAGCCAGUGUUCCACAAAAGCUGC